Messenger RNA from Daktulosphaira vitifoliae (grape phylloxera), 2334 nucleotides. RefSeq names its product dolichyldiphosphatase 1-like. The transcript is spliced from 7 exons. Bases 213 to 938 code for a protein of 241 amino acids. The record is from RefSeq and is a predicted model, not a curated record. Lineage: Eukaryota; Metazoa; Arthropoda; Insecta; Hemiptera; Phylloxeridae. Gene Ontology annotation, molecular function: sphingosine-1-phosphate phosphatase activity.
UAUGCGUAUAAUAUUCUCGUUAUUAUUGUAAAAUUAACUGCAUCAAAAAUAUUUAUUUACUUAUAAACGUAAACUUUUAGAGUAAAUCGUGUUCAAGUCAUUUUAAAUAAAUCAUGUAAAAUAAAAAUUGAGUGCUUAGAAUUUUAAAUUUUCACUAUUUAGACUUAUUAAAAAUGGACAGUUUAUCUAGAAGCUAAUGUAAUUAGUUAAAAAUGGACGGUAGAAAUUCAUAUAUCCAGGCUCAACCUAUAGAGUGGGUGCCUCUAUCUUUGACUUUUGUCGAGUAUCCAAAUGGAAAUAUAUUUGGUAAAUUGCUUGCGCUCUUCAGUAUGAUGCCAUUUGUUAUUCUUUCCGGUUUUAUGACAUUGAUAUUAUUUCGGAGGGACUUGCAUACAAUAUCGUUUUUCUUUGGAGUUAUUGUAAAUGAAUUCUUUAACAAAAUAUUGAAACAUAUAUUAUGUGAACCAAGACCUAUGAUUAGGAAUCCUAAUUUUGUAUAUUCAGAAUAUGGUAUGCCAUCAGCUCACUCACAAUUCAUGUGGUUCUUUGCUUCAUAUAUGAUAUAUUUUACUUUUAUUAGAUUACAAUAUGCUAAUAACAAAGCAUUUAAGGAAUUUUUUUGGAAAGUUACUGCUGUAGCUGUUUGUAUAACUGUUGCUUUUAUUGUAUCAUACAGCAGAGUUUUUCUUCAAUAUCAUACAUGGAGUCAAGUAAUUUAUGGUGCUUUUUUUGGUAUUAUUAUGGGUACUAUUUGGUUUUAUAUUACCAAUGUUAUAUUAACUCCACUUUUUCCAAAAGUUAUGUCUUGGAAAAUAUCAGAGCUAUUUUUGUUAAGAGAUUCAACAUUAAUUCCCAAUAUACUAUGGUUUGAAUAUACUAAUAUUCGACAAGAAGCAAGAGCUAGAGCAAGGCGCCGCAAAUCAGUAUCAAUUAAAUAGCAAUGACUUGCAUAAAAAGAUCAAAUUAGUAAAAAUUAUGCAAAUGGAAAAUUUUAUUAUAGUUUGAUUAUUAAUUGUUAUAAUUAUAAUAAUAAUUGUUUUUCCCAUCUUCUUUACCACAAGCAAUAGCUUCUAAAAGAGAGUUUUAAGUUUAAAUAGUAUAAUAGUUUGAACAUUGAUAAAUUAUUUCAUCAAUGCUCAAUGCUGAAUGAUAUAUAUAUAUAUAUAUAUUAUUUGCUUUGUUAAAAAAUAUACAACAAUAUAUUACUGUUAUAAAAAAUUUAACAGUUUUCCAAAAUAUUAUGUACAUUCUAAAAAUUCAAUAAAAUUAGUUUUAGAGAUAAUAUUUUUUAUAAGUAAUACUUAUUACUUAAUUAUAAAUAUAUAAAAUGUAUGGUAUAAUUAUAUAAGGUGGAUUAGUUUUUUUAGACUAUAUCCACAGUAAAAAAAAAAUGUAGGUCUAUUAUGAUGUAAUUAAAAAUAAAUGAAUGUUCUGUUAUAUUGUUAUAACAGAUCUGAUAUUGAGUGUUCAGCGAUAAAACAAUAUUCCUGUAUAUAUAUAAAUAAAUUUAAUUAGAUAAUCAUGGUAUUAAAAUUGUUUAUAAAAUGUUAUUGCUUUUUAGGAGACCAAAAAAAAAAACAAUAAUUUAAGUAUUGGUCAAUGGAAUUUUCAAAUUAUAACCACAGUUGAAAAAUUACUCAACUACCUAUGAAAUCAACAGUAAUAUCAAUGAAAAAUUUUAUUACUAAAAAUUAAAUUUCUCAAAAAAAAUUUGAUUUUACCAAUUUCUUAUGAAAACUUACCAUUUAUUACAAGUACAUUUAACAGAAUUUUACAAGACAGAUUGUCUUGAAUUUUGAGUAAAAUUUGUAGUUAUACAAUAAAUAAUUUAUAUGUUUCCAUUUGAUUUUUCAAAUUCGACCCUCUAAAACUUCUUACUCUUCAAUGAUUAUUGUAGUUAUAUUAUUUAAGUUACUAAAUUAUUUUAGUAACUACUUAUAUUGGUUAAUUUUAUUACUUAUAAUUUAUAUAUUACCAAACAAUUGUAAUAAAUAUUGUAACUUGUUAGUCAUGAAAUAUUUAUACUUGCAUUAAUUACUUUUGUAUAUUUAGAAUUUCAAAUUUUGUUACAAUGUAUUAUUUUGGACUUAAAAUAAUAAAUAACAUAACAUGACAUGUAUACCAAUAUAAAAAAAAUCUAUCUAUAUAUUCUUGAAUGUUUAAAAAUAUACCAAUGUAAUUUUGUAUAAAAAAUUAAUAACAGGAAAUAAUAAACAAUAUGUGUUAGAUAUAAGAUCAUAAAUAAUGUGUAAGAUAUUAUGGUACAGUAGAUCAUUAUUGGCGAAAAUGUAAUAAGUUAUUACAAAGUGAUUAAUAAAGAAAAAAGCUCAUAUA